Molecule: messenger RNA, 6660 nt
Organism: Adineta steineri
Lineage: Eukaryota; Metazoa; Rotifera; Eurotatoria; Adinetida; Adinetidae
Source: the annotation of a GenBank genome assembly
AUGUCUACAAAAAAUGAUGAAAAACAAUUAAAAUUAUGUCUAACAAAACUUAUCGAAUUACUUAGAAAUUGUCUACAGAACUCAAAAAUAAACAAAGAACAAGUACAAACUAACACUACCAAUAACAAUCGUCAAAAUUCUCAGUUAAAUAAUACUAUUUAUACAUUUACAUUAAAUAAUGAAGAAAAUGACCUUCUUGAUACAUUAACAUUGAAUAUACAAAAUGUACUGAAUGAAUAUCUUCCAAAUCUAUCAAAAAUGUGUUUAAAUUAUUUAUUAGAUUUUCUUCACACAUAUCAUUAUGAUCGUCAACAAAGAAAAUUUAUUAAAUCUUUAACAAUUAGUGUAUUACAAUCAUUUCAUCAAGAAUUAAAAGGUUUAUUAGCUGCAUCAGAAGCUUUUCCAGCUGCAUUCAAUGGUGAAAUAGAUAAAGUUAAAACAUUUAUUAAAGAAUAUCCAACAUUCAAAAAUAAGCCAGGCUUAUGGGAAACAACAUUAUUAUAUUCAGCUGCACGAAAUGAUUAUUUAGAUCUUGUCAAGUACUUGAUUGAAGAAGCACAUUGUUCUGUGAAUGUACAAAAUCAACGUGAUGUUGAUUUCGCGUUAGAUUCUAAUAAGAACGACUACAUUCCUCGACCAACAGCUGCGUCGACAGCUCUUCAUGGUGCUUGUUUUAACAAACAUUUGACUAUUGUAAAAUAUUUAGUAGAAAAUGGUGCUAAUUAUUUCAUUCAUAAUCAAGCACUUGAGACUCCAAUUCAAAAUGGAGAACGACAUCCUGAAAUAAUAAAAUAUUUUCAGGAUUAUCUCGUUCUUAAUUAUUCUGGUGAAAUUCCACAUCGUUUACCAACUCAAUUAAUAAUGGAUGAUGAUCGACGUCCAAUCCGUGAUUGUAUGUGGGAAUAUAAACCAUUUCAAGAUCAAAAAUGGUAUAGAUUUACAUCAGUGGAAGCAAGUGAAUUGCAAAAAGCUCUAUUACCUUCAGAACAAUUUCAACAACAAGUUUAUUUAAAAGUUAGAAAAGGUUUAUAUGAUGUAUCGAUGAUUGAGUUUGUACGAUCAGGAAAACAUGAACAAGAUCCACAAAAAAAUAUGGCAUGGAUUCGAUGUCGUGGUUCAAGUAUUUUGAAUUUUGAUUGUAUUUCAAUAUGGCAAAUUAUGUUAAUUGAACAUGAAAAAGUAGAUAAAAACAUACACAUUGUUCCAUCAUUAAAAGUACAACAUUUUCCCGCUAUGUUCGACAGUCUUUUUAAACUUCAACUAAAUAAUUGGUAUAGUUGUGAUGCUGAAACUAGUGCACUGUUAAAUGAUUCAAUGAAUUAUCGACGAAAAGUAAUUUCCAUUAAUAUUACUAAUGUUGGCAAUGGCUUAGCAUUAAAUUUACAAACAUUUGAAUUUUCAAAUAAUAAAAAGACGGUUCUUGGAUACAUCCGGUGGAUUCCUCAGCUUAUUUCAAAUAGUGAAGAUAACCCUAAGAAAAUUGAAUAUAUCGAUAAUUAUCAAUCGAUGGCCAACAUUCAACCAAUUCCUUUAACAACUAAACAUUUAAAACAGAUGCCAAAAACGAAAAAAAGCGAUAAACACGAACAACAAUCAACAAAUGAUUUAUCUAAUCACGAUGAGAAUGAUGACAGCAAUUUAGAAAUGGCAACAACAUCAAGCAUUGAAAAUGGUGAUGAUGAUGAUGAUGAUGAUGAUGAUGAUGAUAUCAUUUAUUCGAAUAAUAAUAAAGCUACAACAGACAAUCAAGGAACUUGGAGUCUCACUGAUCUUAAUGAUGAAAUUAAUCCUACCAAUUUAUCUUUUGCAUCAUCCAAUACUACUAAUACUACUGCAAAUACAUCUAUCGAACAAUCUGCCAGUGGCAAUGCCGGUAAACCCAAUCAUUCAACUCUUAUCGAAAAAAACAAUACUACGUUAAGAGAUGAAACAGCUGCUGCUCUUGCUGCCAAACUAGAGGCUGAAGUUGAAGAAUUAAAAGAUCAAAUUAAAAAGAAGAAAUUAGAAGUUGAACAACAAAAAGAAUCAAAAUAUACGUUAACCAAAGAAAAGGAACAACAAUUAGAACAAAAAAAUAAAUUAUUAAAAGAUCUUCAACAACAAUUACUUAACAGACAAGCUUAUGAACAACAAUUAAAAGAUUUAGCUAAACAAAUUAAAGCUGUAGAUUAUAUUAAUAUUGAAUCAUUUCUUGUCCAACAUUUUCUAUUUAGCAAAUUACAAUUUAUUAUGAAUCAUAUGAAGUCGAAACAUCAAAUGAAUGAAUAUUUCGUAGGAAUACCUAAUAUUACAAUGACAGAAAAUACUAAUUCAUAUUGUGCAUCAGUAACAGGUGUUCAAGAACAUCAUGAUGAAUUCAAACGUAUUCUACAACGAAUACAAAUCUUAUCAAAUAAUAUUCAAUCAACCAAAACUGAUUAUCAACGGCAACUCAAUACAACAUUACAAUCUAUUAAUCAUAUAAUGACACAACAAAUUCGUUCUUCGUCAAAUUGGAAAUAUUAUACAAAAUAUUUUCAAGAAUUAAUUAAAAAGAAAAUCGAAGAAUUUGUUAUUUUAUUUGAUACAUAUAUAUUACAAGAGUCGAAAACUAUAACUGAACAAAUUAUAACAGAUUCUAAUUUUCAAUCAUCAAUUCAAUUACGAAAACUAACAGAUAGAUAUACGAGAAAAAAACAAUUUAUACCUGAAUUAGAAUUACUAAAACAAGAAGCUCUUGAUGAAUAUAUUAAACAACAUGUUUGGUCCGAACGAUUAAAAUUUGAAAAGAAACCAUCAAAUAAAUCUUUACAGAUUAUGAAUGAAUUUAUAAAUAAAGUUAAAAAAGAAUUUCAAACAGAUGAAAUUUAUCAUGGAUGUGAGUUCGAACAAUUGAAACAUAUUCCCAAAUUAUUACAACGAAUUAUGUUAUAUUAUCGAUGUUUUCUUUUACAAUUACCUCUUUAUGAAACAUCAAAAGAAUUAUUAGAUAAAAUUGAUAAAAAUACCGUUAUAACAAUAGCAACAUCAACUGGAUCAGGAAAAUCUAGUUUACUUCCGGCGCUAUUAAUUGCUGAAGGUUACGAUAAAGUAAUUGUUACUCAACCACGUCGAUUACCUUGUACAUCAAUUUGUAAUCGUGUAAAUGAAACAAUGACAACAAAUAAAAAUGAAUUUGUUUUGGCGGGAUGGGCUGUUAGUGGUGCUGAAUAUGAACCAAAAUCUCAAAUAUUAUAUUUAACAGAUGGUUUAUUAAAAGAACGUUUAUUACAUGAUGAAAAUUUAAUUACAAAUCAAACGAAAUUAAAUAAAACUAUUGUAUUUUUUAUUGAUGAAGUUCAUGAACGAUCAAUUAAUAUCGAUCUUUGUUUAGCAUUGAUUGCUCGUUUACUCAAAGAAAAACCUCAACUUAAAACUAAAAUUAAAGUUAUUAUUUCAUCAGCUACAUUAGAUUCAUCUGUACCAAAUCUAUUUCGUCAAAUAGCACAAUUAAAAUUUGCUGAAUUUCAAAUGCCAAAUCUUGGAACAUUAUAUCCAGUUACAAAAAUUCCAAGACCAAAUCAAAACAUUCUAGAUUUAGUACAAGAAUUAUGUCAAAAACGACAACGACAUGAUCAAAUUUUAUGUUUUGUUAGUAGUGUAUCAGAAGUUCAACAAUGUUGUCGACUUUUAGAAGAAAUUAGUCGUCGAACAAUUAUUGCUUUUCCACUUAUUCAAUCACAAUCAGCUAAAGAACAACAAAAUAAUAUUGAACAUGGAAGUAUUUUCUUUUCUACAACUGUUGCUGAAACAUCACUUACAUUUCCAUCUUUAAAAUAUGUUAUUGAUACAGGUAUGAUUAAUAUUCCUGUUUAUGAUUUUGAUAAAAAACAAACAAUUCUCAUGGAAACUCGAGCAGCUGAAUCAACAAUUAAACAACGAUUAGGUCGACUUGGACGAACAAAACCCGGUGAAUAUUAUUCAUUAUAUGAUUUUAAAAUUGAACAAAAAAAAUAUCCAGUACCACAAAUAUGUCAAUCAGAAUUAGUUAAUAUUGAAUUUUCAUUAAGAAAAUCAAUAAUUAAACAAGGACUUAAUUAUAUUAAAGAAUAUUUACCAAAUUCACCAUCUCCAAAAGCAAUUAAUCAAGCAAUAGACGAAUUAAAGACAUUAAAUAUUUUAGAUUCACAAGAAAAAUUGACAUUAACCGGUAUUGCUAUUUCUACAUUACCUGAUUUUGGUUCAUUAUCUAUGUCAAAAUCAAUUUUAGCAGCUUUAAAUGAAUAUAAUUGUGGUCGAGAUCUUAUUGUUCUUUCAUCAAUUUUAGGUGUUUUAAAUACAUCAUCAGUAUUAAAAUUUAUACCAGAUUCAAUGAAAAAAAUCGAAGGUGAUUUUAUGAGUUUAUUAAAUGUUAUGAAUGAAAUUCUUUUAAUUCGUGAAAGUGUACCUGCACAACAAUUUAAUUUAAAUAAAAUAUGUCAAGCAAAACAACUUACAUUAAUGGCACAUGUUUUACGACAAGCAUUACGACGAUAUACAAGUUUAGAAAAAUCAUUUAAUCUUUUGAAUGAAUAUCGAGAAAAAUCACAAAUAACAAAAAAUAAAUGGGAAUUAAUUGCUAAAUCUUUAUUAUAUGGAUAUAAAGAUAAUGUUUUUGUAUCAAUGAAAGAAUUACAAGGAAAAACUCAUCUUUUUACUCGAUAUAUAUCUUCAAGAGAAGAUGUUGCUGUUUUAGAUCAUCAAUCAACACUUUCUCGAGCUAUUACUUUAACACCUGUUUCACUUAUACUUGCUCGUGAUAUUCGUUUUUCAUCAUCUAUUCGUGCUACGGCUGUUUUAUCAUUUCUUGGAGAAAUCAAAUCUCAAUGGAUUGAAUAUCCUUUACAAAGAAAAAUUAUAUUAAAUACAGCUGAAGAAACAAGAUUAACUUCAAAUAAUAUUUUAAUAAUAGUUAAACAAAAUUUUCCAAAUAUUCAAAUACAACUUCAAAAUCGUGUACUUCAUCUUGGAGGAGCAGCUGGAUUAGUUCUUGAUGCUGAACUUGAUAUUUUAAAACAAUUAGUUGUUGAAAUGAAAUUUAAAUUAACAAAUCUAUAUUCAACAAAUGCGGCAGCUGAUUUUAAACGUAUGGCAAGAAAUUUAGAAAGUGUUUCGAAAAUGCCUCGAAUAUUUAAUCCAAUGAUAUGGCGUUGGGAAGCUCAACAGCAAGUAAAAAUUACUGUUAAUAAUACUACAAUAAAAGAUGAAUGUGAAAUAAGUAUUAAAGGACGAGAUUCACAAAAUCAAGGAGUACAAAAAGAAUUUCAAUCUUUUCUUCUAUGGUUAAAAACUUGUGCUGUUAUUCGACAUCCAAAUGCUGGUGUAUCACCACGUAUUCUUAAACCACAAAUGCGUAAGAAUUGUCUUAAUAUUGAAGAGAAAAUUUCACAUAUAACGGAUUCUAAACGAACAUCAAUUGAAUUAUGGAAAAGUUUAAAAGGCUCAAAUGCAACGCGUGAAACUCGAAUGGAAGUCGUAGCAUGGAUAGCUGUUUGUCAAUUUGAUUGUCGACUUGAAGGUGGUUUUGUUCGUGAUUGGACCGUUGGAAAUUAUACAAAUCGACCAAUUGGUGAUCCAUCGACAUGGAUAUUAUAUCAAAAGAAUAAAAUGAAUGAUUCAAUUCCUUAUAUGGAUAAAAAUUUAAUACCAUCAGAUCUUGAUUGUCAUUUACCAUCGCAUAAAUAUUUUGAUAUAGAUAAAUUUCAAGAUCAUUUACAUAGAUAUCAAAUUGAAUGUAAAGUUUUUCGAGAAGAUUGGCGAUAUAUAAUAUUAUUAGAUGAAAAAACUAAAACUGGAGCAUUUACAAUGGAUUUAAUUGAACCACAUGUUGCAUUAACACAUGAUAGAAUUGAUUUUGAUGUUAGUAAUUUAUCAUUAGAAAAAGAUUAUACAAAAGAAUUAGGAAUGAGAGUUGAUAUACAACAUAAACCAUUUUCAAUUGAUUUAGAAAUUAUUGUUGAUAAUAUUAAAAAUAAACGUUUUCAAGUUUUACGUCCUAUUGAUGAUAUUGUUAAAGGUCGUAUCGAAAAAAUGCAAAAUCGAGGAUGGGCACAACUUGGACAACCUAUGUAUGUUAUUCCGGAUCCACCACCAAAAUAUCAUGUUAUUUUAGUUCCUUUACCACAAUCAAGUCCAUUAUAUGAAUCAUUAGUUCAACAAAUGAAAACAUACAUUGGAGCACAAGUACAAGUAUGGUCCAUUGAACAGAUUCGAAAUCCAUUAUUAGAAGACGCUUAUAUAGCAAUGAAACAAUUGAUUGCAAAACAAUGUCCAGGACAAAAUCCAAAUGAACGAGAAUUAUUUCAUGGAACAAAAGGUGAUGCUAUUGAUGGAAUAUUAAAUGAUGGAUUUGAUGAUCGUUAUUGGGGAACAAAUUAUUCAAAAGGAAAUUGGGGUCAUGGUGCUUAUUUUGCUGAUAAUCCACUUGUUUCACAUGGUUAUACUGCAGCUGAUCUAAAUAAUCAGACACGUAUUAUGUAUUAUAAUAAAGUAGUAUUGGGAAAAGAAUCAAUUCUUCAAGUUUUAAACCAAGAUUUAAUGUCCGCUCCCAAAGGAUAUCAUUCAACACAUGGUCAAUAUCCAGGAAAUCCAGUUUCUGAUGAAUAUAUUGUGUAUCGUUAUGGUCAAGCAUUACCAUAUAUGAAAAUAACAUAUAGAAUAUAA